Molecule: messenger RNA, 949 nt
Organism: Solanum dulcamara
Lineage: Eukaryota; Viridiplantae; Streptophyta; Magnoliopsida; Solanales; Solanaceae
Exons: 5
Coding region: 138-785 (215 amino acids)
Source: RefSeq, a predicted model, not a curated record
UUAGGAUCUUCUUCCUCACAUGUUAAGCUCUAACUUCUUAACUGUACAAAUUACAGCAUUUAAUUCGUUCCAAAUUACCUAUCUGAUUUCUACUCUUUCCUCUUACAAAAAUCGCGCUUCUAUUUUGUUGGUUAAUCAUGGCUGCAAAUUCUUCAUCCUCGUACAAAAUCCGGAGUCUUGUUACAUUGCUUCACCAGUACUAUAGAGUUCGCUUUGAUGCUAAAUCCUCUCAGUUACAGGGCCUUCAUGGCAUUGUUCCAACUACUAGGAUGGGUUAUCGUGGCUCAGCAAAUCCAGGAUUACGGUUUACCUGUUCAGGAGAGUAUCGAAUAGUGAAUAAGAAGGAUCAGGGAAAGAAUGAAGCAAGCAAGGUUCCUCCAGUAGAGCCACCUCCUUCUAAGCCCACUUUUUUUGCUUGGGCAAAAUGGCUUUUGGGUUCCAUACUAUCAAUAUUCCUCCCAUUAUGGAAGGAAAAUUGGGACAGCUUUCGAAAAAUUGAAGGAGAGGUAGAGAAGGUGGCGGAAGAGGUGGAAGAAGCUGUGGAGGUAGUAGCGUUGGUGGCGAGUAAAACGGAAAAUGUAAUGGCAGGGGUUGCCGUUAAGCUCCCAGAAAAUAGCCUACUCAAAGAAGCAGCUAUAGCAAUUGAAAAUGCAUCUGAUGUGGUUGCUAAAGAUGCUCAACUUACUUCUAAUUUCAUUCACAAGGUUGAAGAUUUGGAGCAAGACUUGAAGGACUUGGACAAAAUGAUUGAACCUUUAAUUGAAAAAGUGGAAGAACCCAAAUGAGGCAAAAAAUAGUAGUAGUACAAGUACAUAUUUAUUUAUUUUUUUGUGCCUCAAAUAUCAUUAAAAAAAAAGAGGCCAUAUAUAUUCUUCAGUUUUAGAGACAAUUCCGAACAAUGUUAAUAUAUAUUAUGGAAAACAUUCAAUUUCUUUGAUUAUAAAGAGAC